UAAACCCACCUUCCUAGGAGCAAACACAGCAUUUCCCAGAGCCUUCUUCCUUUUCUCCAUCCCCAAACCCACAUUAUAAAACCCCAAUCCACCCCAUAGUUUCUCUCAGCUUGGAGCUUUCUCUUCUCAGUUCUAACAGACAGAGAUAAAAGAAACAAUACCAACCAAGCAGAAUUCAUUCAUAAUCUUCUUCUUCUUCUUCAUUAUCCUCUCUAAUUUUGAAUCAAAAUGGUAUCUUUAUCUCCCCCAGCUUCUUCUAAUGGAGUUACCCAUCUCCACUCUCUAUUUAAAACCACUUCUCCCAGUCCCAGACCCAGUUUCAGAGUGCCCCCGACUCGACCCACUAUCCACUGCAUCUACAAGAGCACCAGCACCACCCCAAGUGUCACCACUAAAUCCGGCGAAUUCAACUACUCCGGUGGCAUCGGGUCUGGUCGAGCCGACUGGCAAAGUGCCUGCGCCAUACUCGCUAGUAAAGUUGUUUCUCAGCAACAAGAUUCACAGAUGAGUAGCAAUGACAGCGCCGUCAACGGACAUAAUACCAUGGAUCUCGUCCCCAUCCAUAACAACAACAACAACAAGGUCCCUCUACCUAAAGCUCUCACCAUCGCUGAUUUUUCUCCGGCGCCGAUGCACGGAUCUAAUCUCCGCGUCGCUUACCAAGGAGUACCUGGAGCCUACAGUGAAGCCGCCGCCGGAAAAGCAUACCCUAAUUGCGAAUCAAUCCCUUGUGAUCAAUUUGAAAUCGCUUUCCAAACAGUCGAACACUGGAUUGCUGAUCGAGCUGUACUCCCUGUUGAAAACUCCCUCGGCGGAAGUAUUCACCGGAAUUACGACCUCCUUCUCCGUCACCGGCUACACAUUGUCGGCGAAGUUCAACUUCCCGUUCACCACUGUCUCUUAGCUCUUCCCGGCGUACGAAAAGAAUACCUCACCAGAGUAAUCAGUCAUCCACAAGCCCUAUCCCAAUGCGAACACACCCUAACUAAACUAGGUCUCAAAGUCGCUCGCGAAGCCGUCGACGAUACAGCAGGCGCGGCGGAAUACAUCGCCGCUAACGGCCUCCGCGAUACUGCCGCGAUCGCCUCAGCCCGCGCCGCAGAUCUGUACGGACUGGACAUUCUCGAAGAAGGAAUUCAAGAUGAUUCUGGAAAUGUAACCCGAUUCGUGAUGCUUGCUCGCGAACCUAUAAUUCCACGAACAGAUCGGCCGUUUAAGACGAGUAUUGUGUUCGCGGCGCAUGAUCAAGGAACGUCAGUUUUGUUCAAGGUUUUGUCUGCGUUUGCGUUUCGGAAUAUAAACUUGACGAAGAUUGAGAGCAGGCCGCAUAUGAACAGGCCGAUUAGGGUUGCCGAUGAUGGGGAAGUGGGGGUGGGGAUGGGAAAGCAUUUUGAGUAUAUGUUCUAUGUGGAUUUUGAAGCAUCAAUGGCGGAUGUUAGGGCACAGAAUGCACUUGCAGAGGUUCAAGAAUUUACAUCUUUUUUGAGAGUGUUGGGAAGUUAUCCUAUGGAUAUGACUCCAUGGUGAAAAAAGGAGGAUUAUUUGUAAAUUGUAAUUUUUAUCAUAUAAAAUGUAACAUUGUUUUAAUCAAAUUUACAAUGUAAGCACUACAUUAUUUAUUCUAUUGAUUAAUAAAUUAAAUCAAUGUUUUGUUUAUCAA
This is a messenger RNA of Impatiens glandulifera, 1660 nucleotides long. Its product is annotated as arogenate dehydratase 1-like. Gene Ontology annotation, molecular function: prephenate dehydratase activity; arogenate dehydratase activity. The transcript has a single exon. Gene Ontology annotation, cellular component: chloroplast; cytoplasm. The coding region runs from base 229 to 1527 and encodes 432 amino acids. NCBI's taxonomy places the organism in Eukaryota, Viridiplantae, Streptophyta, Magnoliopsida, Ericales, Balsaminaceae. Gene Ontology annotation, biological process: L-phenylalanine biosynthetic process. The record is from RefSeq and is a predicted model, not a curated record.